Culicoides brevitarsis is the source of this 1398-nucleotide messenger RNA. Its product is annotated as gamma-soluble NSF attachment protein-like. The record is from RefSeq and is a predicted model, not a curated record. The annotation marks the transcript as partial. Gene Ontology annotation, biological process: intracellular protein transport. Gene Ontology annotation, molecular function: soluble NSF attachment protein activity; syntaxin binding. The transcript has a single exon. Lineage: Eukaryota; Metazoa; Arthropoda; Insecta; Diptera; Ceratopogonidae. Gene Ontology annotation, cellular component: vacuolar membrane; SNARE complex.
CUGUUUGUUUUCGCACCGCCAAAGCGUACGAUCAGUGUAAAUAUUGUCUCCUCAAGUCUGCCGAUUGUCACAAACAGGCACGAUCUCUUUUCCAUUCGGCAAAGUGUUUGGAUCAGGCGAUUUUGAUUUGCAAGGAGAUGAAUAGCUUUUCAGAUAUUCGAAUGUUGGCGGAGCGCGCGUGUAAUUUGUAUCAGCAACAUGGCAGUCCUGAGUCCGGAGCAUCAACACUCGAAAAGGCAGCUCGUAUUUUGGAAGAUCCCAUGCCGGAUCAAGCAUUGGCUUUGUAUCAACGAGCUGUCGAAGUCACUGCGGUUGAAGACACAAGUCGACAAAGUACGGAAUAUGCGAGCAAAGUGGCGCGUCUCAUGGUGAAAUUAGGUAUGUAUGAUCAAGCUUGCGAUGCGAUUCGACGUGAAAUCGGUUUGUAUCAACAAACCGAGAAUAUUGGCUUAAUUGGGCGACUCGCAGUUGCUUUGGUGCUCGUGCAAUUGGCACGCGAAGACGUUGUCGCCGCAGAAAAAGCAUUUAAAGAAUGGGGAAAUUGCUGCGAUCCUGCCGAAGUUCAAACCUUGGAACAACUUUUGCAAGCAUAUGACGAUGAGGAUCCCGAUAGCGCUCGUCAAGCCCUCAGAUCGCCCUUUAUUCGACACAUGGAUAUCGAAUAUGCGCGACUUGCCAACGAAUUGAAAUUGCCACGAGGCGCUGUUGCCGCUCCCAAAGCAAAUGUCAUCGAAAAUGCCGCAGCUUCGUACGUUUCGCCAAAUGCAGCGGGCGGGGGUGAUGCUGAAGCACAAACUAGCGGCAGCGGAGGCUUAGAUGACAUCGAAGAAGGCGGAUUAUGUUAAAAAAUGACGUGAUUCCUCGAAAUUCCAGUUAAUUAUUACUAUACUACAAGUGACGUACUUAUUUUUUCUUAUAAAUUUAAAAAAGCGUGAUUGUGUUAAUUUUGCUUGAAUUAAGAGACUAUUUAAACUUUUUGACGCUUGUCAAGCAUUUAUUUUCAUAAUUUCUAAUUUUUGACUAAAAAAAGUCAAAAUAAUUCCAUUUAAAAAAAUUUAAAUAUUUAAUUUUCCCUUUAAUUUAUUUCACCGCUCAACCUCUCUUAGAUAUGCAUAAAAUAUUUAUUUUUAUAAAGCAUUAUUGAUAAUUGCAAGAAAAUUUAUUUUUGUAGAAUUAAAAGAAAGAAAAAAAGACAAACAUUGUUAAUUCAUUUUAACUUACGUACUUUAAAAAUAAAAUAUUUAUCAAAUAAAAAUUUAAAUUUAAGAGGCAAAAAUUAAAUUUAAAAAAAAAUGAUAAAAAUAUCUGCGACACUCAACACAUUUAUCACAAAAAACUAAAAAAAAAAUAUUUAAAAAAAAUCUUUAAAAAUUAUACUAAGCUCUGUGCAAAAAAAAA